Stylophora pistillata is the source of this 2508-nucleotide messenger RNA. Its product is annotated as ATP-dependent RNA helicase DDX51. Gene Ontology annotation, molecular function: nucleic acid binding; ATP binding. The record is from RefSeq and is a predicted model, not a curated record. NCBI's taxonomy places the organism in Eukaryota, Metazoa, Cnidaria, Anthozoa, Scleractinia, Pocilloporidae.
CUCAGCGGACUGCAUCUUCAAGCCCAGUUUCCCUCUAUAUCACGUGGAAACAUGGCGGACGAAAUCCUUAAUUUUCUUAAAGAGUGCUACUAACGUAGUGGCUCUUGAUGCAAUCCUCAAAUCUGCGUUAGAGCUGAAGUUUAAGAACAUUUUAUUUGAAAUGGAUCUCUUCAGAGUAGAGAGAUUCCUGGCUGAUAACGAAAAUGAACCAGAUCAAAGAGACGAAUCUAAAAGACUGGCCGAACUCCAAAGUGCAAUCGCCGAUAGAAAGAGAAAGAGACUAAUGUUAGCUCAGGGUGGAGGGAGCUAUGAGGAAUCAAACAAAAUCCAAUUUUCAGACUCCAAACAAAUGAAAUCUGAUGUCCAAGAAGAGGUGAAAUCAGCGAAGAAAGCGAAGAAAAAGAAAACAAAGACUGAGGAAGAGAAAUCGGAGAAGGUACAAGACAAAGGGAUCCCAAAGGAAAAGGGUGAAGUCAAGAAUGCUUUUUCCAUCGAUGAUUCACAGGAGAUGCUUAUUGAAAAGAAUUCUGAGAAGAUAAACUACAAAAGGAUAUCCAAGAAAGGCUUAAAAGAGGAAAAAGUUGAAGUUAAAAAUGAUAUUCCCGUGGAGGAUUCACAGAAGGACAGACUCUCUAAGACCACUAGAACAAAGGGAGCAAAAAAGGGCAACAACAAGACUAUUUUUAAUGAUAAAAUUAUCAAAAGUGACUUUGACAAUGAAGAUGAGGAUAUUUCUCAAGAAAAUGAGGACAGUAAAGAAAAAAUAUCAGUAGAAACACUGCAAGAAAAUAAUGAAGAUACAGGGUUUACAGUAAUUGGAGGCCAGAAGAAAAACAAAGAGUGUAAAAAAGUACAAAGAGUGUUACCUGGCUGGCUUGCAAAACCUACGAUCAUUAACUCUGACUUGGGCAGUAAUAAGACUCCUGUUGACAAGAUCCCUUUCUUAGAAUCUCAUAUCGUCACCAAACUACAACAGCUUGGUAUACAUCACUUAUUUCCUGUGCAGAGUGUGGUAAUCCCAGCCAUACUAUCUCAAAUGGAUACAAAGAGUUUCUUGGGGAAAGGGGGUUAUGCACCAGGUGAUAUCUGUGUCUCAGCCCCAACAGGAAGUGGCAAGACCCUUGCAUAUGUGAUACCCGUUGUACAGAUCUUGAUGAAAAGGGUGGUUUGUCACUUGCGGGCAUUGAUCAUCCUUCCUACCAAAGAUCUGGCCAAUCAAGUUAAACAAGUUUUUGAAAUGUUCACAGAGGGUACAAAUUUGAGCGUGGGCCUAGCUUCAGGAUCAAAUUCAUUCACAAAGAAUCAGGAACAGCUUGCUAACCAAGACUCUUGUGGUAGUAGCAGUCGCAUUGAUAUUCUUGUGUGUACUCCUGGUAGAUUAGUUGAUCACAUUUCAUCAACCCCAAAUUUUACACUGCAUCAUGUAAGAUUCCUUGUGAUUGAUGAAGCUGAUCGCAUGUUGAGUCAAUCAUACCAUGGCUGGCUUGGCAAAGUACUGAAGGCUGCCUACAACAAACAAUCUCUCACAAGCAACUUUUUCAACAGUGACAGGCCUUUGUCCUGUACCCUGCAGACAAUCAGGCAUCCUGCUGGAGCUCAAACAGCAGCAAGUUUUGCCACCAUUCAACUUCCUUUGCAAAAAUUGUUGUUCUCUGCAACAAUGACACACAGCCCUGAAAAGCUUGCUCCUCUCCAGCUGUAUCAACCAACCUUGUUUACUGGGACAGGAAGUGUGAAUCAAACAAAAACAACUGAUUUGGGCAAACCAACUUCAGAUGUAUCAAUAUCUGGUCGGUUCAGUGUUCCAGAAGGACUAUCAGAAUACAUGACAGUUUGUAACAGUGGAGAGAAGCCGCUGAUGGUGUUGUACUUCUUAACACAGCUUAAAUUUGAGAGAGUUUUGUGUUUUGCUUCCACACUUGAAGCUACCCAUAGGUUGUAUCUACUCAUGAAGUUAUAUGGUGGCAUUGAAGUAGCUGAGUAUUCCUCCAGCUUGUCACCUCCACAGAGGAAAGGAAUCUUGAGAGACUUCAGGCUCGGAAAACUACAGCUUCUGAUCUGUUCAGAUGCCAUGGCGAGAGGAAUGGAUAUACAGGAUGUGUGUUACGUCAUCAGCUAUGACGUACCAAAUUACGUCAGAACAUACAUACACCGUGUGGGUAGGACAGCCAGGGCAGGAAACAAAGGAACGGCCAUCACACUGUUACACAGCGAAGAAGUACAUCACUUUAAAGAAGUGAUUCAGAAAACAGGACGUGAAAAGAUCGCCAAGUAUAACAUCAAAGAAGACAAACUUCAGCCUAUGGUUGAGAAGUAUCAGGACACUUUAGAACGCUUACAAGAUGCAGUUCAGACGGAAAAUCAGAAAAAAACGCAACAAAAAGGGAAACAGGACGUUGUCAAAUUAUUAGCGGAACAGUUCAUGACUAAUGUGAAAAAAAGAAACCUGGAGAAAAGCUAGUUAACUGUUCAAAGACGAUUUUGAAAUAAAACUUAACAUUUAUCGUU